AACGUGCCCACAGUCAAGUCUUCGUGUUCAAUUUGAAGAUUCUUGGCCUGAACCGAAGUUGAAAAACCAAAAAAAGAAAACCGAACAACCGAAAAACCGAAAAACCGAGAGCCGAGAGAUUCGCACUGCGAUCGCUUCGUUCGCCGAUCGCCGCCGAAUUUAAUAUUAAAUUGAACUUGGCCACGGCGUUUGUCAGCAUUUCUAGUUACGAAUCCGAUUGGGCAACACGUUCGCGAUCGCGUCGAAGAACCAAGAACCCAAUCGCGUUCGUUCCUUCUUUUUUUUGGAUACCAUAUAUCGAUCGUUGUAUCUGGUCGUUGUUUUUUUUUGGCUGUGCAAUUGGUGAAACAACAAGUGAAGAAACGUUUUUGGAGAACUAAAAGCCCCCCAGAAUGGCAAAUAAAUCGAUUCUAUUCGUGGGCCUGUGCCUCGUUUUUACGGCCACUUGGGAUCUGAGGAUCAUCUCUGCACAGGAAAGCAACAAUGUCCUCUUCGAAACGAUCAACUUCUUGAGACGCGGCCAGGCGGACGUGGAGCUGGAGAACUACGACAACAAUCUCGUUCUGGAUAGCGAAUAUGAUUUCAUAGUCGUGGGUGCUGGCACAGCGGGUUGUGCCCUGGCAGCUCGUCUCUCGGAGAAUCCCAACUGGCGAGUACUCCUUCUGGAAGCCGGAGGUCCCGAGCGUCUGGUCAUGGAUGUGCCCAUCGUGGCGCACUUCCUGCAGCUGGGCGAGAUGAACUGGAAGUACCGGACUCAGCCAUCGGACCACGCCUGCCUGGCCAUGAACAACAAUCGGUGCAAUUGGCCGAGGGGCAAGGUGAUGGGCGGCAGCUCCACACUGAACUACAUGAUGUACACCCGUGGCAAUCGCAGGGACUACGAUCGCUGGGAGGCUCUGGGCAAUCCCGGCUGGAGCUUCAAGGAUGUCCUGCCGUACUUCAAGAAGUACGAGGGCAGCAGUGUUCCGGAUGCCGAGGAGGACUACGUGGGUCGCAAUGGACCCGUGAAGGUGAGCUACGUCAACUGGCACUCGAAGAUCGCCGAGUCCUUCGUGGAGGCCGCCCAGCAGGAUGGUCUGAAGUACAGGGACUACAAUGGACGCAUCCAGAAUGGAGUGGCCUUCCUGCACACCACCACCAGGAACUCCACCCGCUGGAGCUCCAAUCGUGCCUAUCUCUAUCCCCUGAAGGGAAAACGCAGCAAUCUGCAUGUGAAGAAGAACGCUCUGGUCACCAAAGUGCUGAUCGAUCCGCAAACGAAGACGGCUUAUGGAAUCAUGGUUCAGACGGAGGGCCGCAUGCAGAAGAUCCUGGCCAGAAAGGAGGUCAUAGUCUCCGCAGGAGCCAUCAACACUCCGCAAUUGCUGAUGUUGUCUGGAGUUGGACCUGCCAAACAUCUAAGGGAAGUGGGAAUUAAGCCUCUGGCUGAUUUGGCUGUCGGUUACAACCUGCAGGAUCACACGGCUCCAGCGGUUACCUUCACCACCAAUGCCACCUCCCUGAAGUUCGAGGACUUUGCCGAUCCCACGCUGAUCAACCGCUUCAAUCGCAUGGAGGGACCUUAUGGUUCGCCAGGUGGCUGUGAAGCCAUCGCCUUUUGGGAUUUGGAUCACGAGAGGGAUGAGGACGGCUGGCCCGACAUUGAGUUGUUCCUGGUGGGCGGUUCCAUGUCCUCCAAUCCGGCCAUUUCACGUGCCUUCGGCUUGAAGAAGUCCAUCUACGAUGCACUGUUUGCGGAGAUCGAGGAUAAGUCACUGAAUGCGUUCAUGAUCUUCCCCAUGAUCCUGCGACCCAAGAGUCGUGGUCGCAUCAUGUUGAAGAGCAGCGAUCCCUUCAAGUAUCCCAUUAUUCAUGCCAACUACUUUGCCCAUCCGUACGAUGUGGACAUCUCGGUGAGGGGUUUGCUCAAAGCCAUCAGUUUGAUGAACCAGCGGGGAAUGCAGACGAUAAACGCCAAAUUGUGGGAGAAGAAAAUCCCAACGUGCAAACAGCACGCCUACAAAAGUUGGGCCUAUUGGGCUUGCUAUGUGCGCCACUUCACAUUCACCAUCUAUCACUACUCGGGAACCGCCAAGAUGGGUCCCAAGUCCGAUCGAGCUGCUGUGGUCGAUGCCCGUCUCCGGGUGCACGGCAUCAAGAAUCUCCGAGUGGCCGAUGCCAGCAUAAUGCCGGAGAUCAUGUCCGGUCAUCCGAAUGGCCCUGUUUUUAUGAUCGCCGAAAAGGCAGCUGAUAUGAUCAAGCAGGAUCACGGUUUUAUCCAGUGAACUCGGGGGGAUUCCCGUCACUCCAAAGUUGAUUUCCACAAUCAGGUGUAAGCCCCAUUUGCACUGGCCACUCCAGCAUCUUGUUGUUUUUCACACCUCAUCAGUUCAUCGCCUCGCAUCGCGAAUCCCAAAACUCUGGCCGGUGUAAUAUGGGGCUUAAGUUUUUAUUAAGGCCUCACUUUGUUUGUUUUUAUCUGUAACUCCUUCUUCCUGAACUGAUUCUAGUUUAAGUUUAAAGUGUAAGCAACAUAUGUAUAAAUAAAUCAAUAUAAGUUUUGUAUGUACUUUAAAA
Molecule: messenger RNA, 2556 nt
Organism: Drosophila ficusphila
Lineage: Eukaryota; Metazoa; Arthropoda; Insecta; Diptera; Drosophilidae
Product: glucose dehydrogenase [FAD, quinone]
Exons: 1
Coding region: 393-2264 (623 amino acids)
Molecular function (GO): flavin adenine dinucleotide binding; oxidoreductase activity, acting on CH-OH group of donors
Source: RefSeq, a predicted model, not a curated record